Molecule: messenger RNA, 913 nt
Organism: Trichechus manatus latirostris (Florida manatee)
Lineage: Eukaryota; Metazoa; Chordata; Mammalia; Sirenia; Trichechidae
Gene: MEA1
Product: male-enhanced antigen 1
Biological process (GO): spermatogenesis
Source: RefSeq, a predicted model, not a curated record
AUGACGGAGGCGGGGCAAAAGGCGAACUCUUGCCUAGCUUGCGUCAAUCAUGAGCACGGGCGGGGCUGGAGGACCUGGCGUCCCAACACGUCCUGUGGGGCCGGAAGUGAAGGUGCGGGUUCCACCGCGGGCUCCGAGCGGCCCCUGCCCCGGAUGGCAGCAUUAGUUCUAGCGGGAGACAUCAUGGGCCCAGAGCGUAUCUUCCCCAAUCAGACUGAGGAACUGGGGCCGCACGUGGGGUCCGCAGAAGGCACUGGGGAUUGGAGCAGUGAGGAGCACGAGGAAGAGCCGGAGGAAGCAGGGGCAGGCCCAGCUGGCUACUCCUACCAGCCCCUGAACCAAGAUCCUGAACAGGAGGAAGUGGAGUUGGCACCUGUGGGCGAUGGAGAAGAUGUAAUUGCUGACAUCCAGGAGCGGAUCCAGGCCCUGGGGCUGCAUUUGCCAGACCCUCCAUUAGAAAGUGAAGAUGAAGAGGAGGAGGGUGCUACAGCAUUGAGCAACCACAACUCUAUUCCCAUGGACCCAGAACAUGUAGAGCUGGUGAAAAGGACAAUGGCUGGAAUAAGCCUGCCUGCGCCAGGGGUUCCUGCCUGGGCUCGGGAGAUCUCAGAUGCUCAGUGGGAAGAUGUGGUACAGAAGGCCCUUCAAGCCCGGCAGGCAUCCCCAGCCUGGAAGUGACAAUGCUGAGAGCUGCCUUAUCUCACCCUGCAUUCUAGGCCAGAAGCAGCACAGGACUGGACACAUCCCUGGUUUUACCGUCCACCUCCAUCUUCUCCAUCUCUUUACAUUAAGGCAAAUCAGACUUCUCAGAGACCCACUUUAUUCAGUUCUGUACAUAUGGGGACAUCGGCCCAAGCCCCAACCCACCUUAGCAUGUAUCACUCUGUGGAGAAUAAAGCACCCUAUGUACACA